Paramecium tetraurelia is the source of this 2454-nucleotide messenger RNA. RefSeq lists its product as uncharacterized. Gene Ontology annotation, molecular function: microtubule binding; ATP binding; microtubule motor activity. The transcript has 7 exons. The record is from RefSeq and is a predicted model, not a curated record. Gene Ontology annotation, biological process: microtubule-based movement. NCBI's taxonomy places the organism in Eukaryota, Ciliophora, Oligohymenophorea, Peniculida, Parameciidae.
AUGCAUUAAUUUGAGAAUGAAACAAAUAAAUUUUUGGAAGAACUAAAAAAUGGAUCCAGCAACAUUCUAGUAGCAAUAAGAGUCAGGCCUCUAAAUUUGAAGGAAAGAGGUGUUUCAGAGUUUGAAACCAUUCGAAUACUCGAUGGCAAGAUGAUAGUGUUGAUGGAUCCAGAAUCGGAGAGAGAAGAUGAAUUAUUAAGAAAAAAUAGGUUGAAGGAAACUAACUUUGCAUUUGAUUUUGUUUUUGAUCAAUGGGCUCCUCAAUAGAAGAUCUACGAAAACACCACCGAGUUUUUAUUGGAGGGAGUAUUGGAAGGAUUCAAUACCACUGUAUUUUGCUAUGGCGCAACAGGUUCUGGCAAAACCUUUACGAUGAUAGGAACCUAACAAGAUGUUGGUUUGAUGCCCAGAGCAUUGCAAUCCCUUUUUAAUUUCUCUCAAUCGGAUCGAUUCAAAGACACUUAAUUCAAGGUCUCUUACGUUGAAAUCUAUAAUGAGAACAUACGAGAUUUAUUGACAUCAGAAGAUAAAAAUUUAGAAAUUAGAGAAGACAAAAAUAAUGGAAUACAAAUAGCUGGUGUCAUUGAAAUCGAAGUUAAAACAGUUACUGAAGUCUUGUCCCUUUUAAAAGUUGGAAAUAGAAAUCGAUCCAAAGAGGCAACCGAUGCGAACAAAGAGUCAUCUAGAUCUCAUGCUAUCUUAUAAGUUUAAGUCGAAUGCAAAGACAAGGCCUCUGGAUUACAGGAACAAAUCAUUCAAAGCAAAUUCAGUUUGGUGGAUUUAGCAGGUAGUGAAAGAGCUGCCAAUACAAACAAUAGAGGCCAAAGAAUGAUAGAGGGAGCAAAUAUCAACAAAUCGUUGUUAGUUUUAGGCAAUUGCAUCUAAUCACUGUCAGAAGCUAAUGAAAAAGGAAUCAAAAAUCCAUUCAUACCUUUUAGAAAUUCUAAAUUAACCAGAUUGUUGAAAGACUCCCUAGGUGGUAAUUGCAGAACCGUAAUGAUUUCUAAUGUUACCCCAGCUGUCAGUAGUUUUGAGGAAACCUACAAUACAUUGGUAUAUGCAAAUAGAGCCAAGAACAUUAAAACUGUUGCCAAUAGGAAUGUCUUAGUUGCAUAAAAUCAUAUCAGUAAUUAUGCCCUGUUAAUUUAAAAUCUACGAUAAGAAAAUGAAGAACUCAAGUAAUUGAUUCAAUAAUAACAACUGAAUUCCAUUACUCCUUAAACAAGGUUGCCAUCUCUUAAUUAAAAAACUAUUCCAGUUCCCCCAAUAAUGACUUUGAAAUAAUAAGUCAAUGAUUUGGAAUCUAUGAUCAAUCAAAAUAUAUCCGAUAUUAUUGAGGCUAAAAACAAUUUAUACGAAAUUGAACAAUAGCAAAAUCAUUUUCAACAGAAUAUAGGAUUCCUGCAAUAUCAAAAGGGACGCUCUUUGGAUAAGUUUGAUUAGAUAAAAAUAAUGGAGAAAAUUGAUAAUGCCAAAACACAAAAAGCUAUUCUCAAAUAAAGUGAAGAUGACAUGAAACAGCAAUUACUUGAAUAUGACAUCAAGAAAGUUGAUAUUUAAAAGUAGAUCUAAUAAAUCCCUGAUUUAAGUUAAAAGACUUAUUUGUAAGGAAUCCUCAAAUAGGGAGAACUAAAGAUAGAAAAUGUUGAGUUACAAAUUUACGAAAAAAGAAGAAGAUACCAGGAAUCUAUACAAGAUGAGUAAGUCAGACAAUUGAGAACUUAAAUUCAUUAGCAAUAAUAAACUAAACAUGUUUAAAGUGCAAAAUCUAAAUCUAGUUAACAAAAUGGGCCAAAAAAAGGUAACUCUCAAUUAUAGUUUAUAGUUCCAAGUCUACCUGGAGUAGAUUCUCCUUAUUAUUUGAUUACAGGAGGAUAAACUUAUGCUAUACAAAGCAAACACUAAAAAAAAAAGUCUCAUCUUAAGUUACCUCCUGUCUUAUAGAUGACUUAAUUGCAAAAAUCUCCCAAAACUUAGAAUACAAGUCUGAAUAGUAAAAAUAUCAAUCUAAUAGGUAAUCCUCUGAAAUAUCGAAUGGCUCAAAGAUACACUACUAGAUUGAAUAGACCACCAUCAUAUCGUCCUCCAAGUUCAUCAAGAAAAUCUGCGAUUGGAAAAUAUGUGAAUAGAUCAUUGGAUUUAGAGAGUGGUAGAGAAAGUGUCAAUAAGAGUUCAGGGGAUCUAUAGAACUCAGUUAGUCUUAGGAAACUUAAAUAAUUGCAUUAAGAAUACCAAUAGUAGAGAUUUGAAAGAGUCAUGAGUGGCAAAAAGAAUUAAAAGUCAAUGCCGUAUUUUGGCAAUAAGAUUCUUUUGCCAGGUAUGGUACACAAAUCACCCUAUGUUAAAAACUUUUAGAACAAUCAAGAGCCUAUUGAAGUAAAAAAGGAGAGAUUGAAAAUGCUGAAUAUUAAUCUUAAAGCUUAGUACGGCGAUAAAUUUUCGCUGUAAAAUUGA